Messenger RNA from Penaeus monodon (black tiger shrimp), 889 nucleotides. RefSeq lists its product as uncharacterized. The transcript is spliced from 7 exons. The coding region runs from base 30 to 788 and encodes 252 amino acids. The record is from RefSeq and is a predicted model, not a curated record. NCBI's taxonomy places the organism in Eukaryota, Metazoa, Arthropoda, Malacostraca, Decapoda, Penaeidae.
GGCCACUUUUCUCAUCUCUUGUGGUGAAGAUGGUGAAGAUGGCACUCCUCCUCUGUCUCGCCGCAUGGUGCCUUGCUCUCGGGGCAGCGGCGCCUCACAACCCCCAGCCGCCACUUCAGGCUUGGUCGCGGGACAGCCCCUCCGAGGACCCUUUAGUCCCCUCCUUCGCCCAAGAUGACCGCGUCGAGCCCCUCGUCAGGGAGCGGCGGCAGACGGCGGGCCUGAAUGCCGAGAGUCUCGCCCUCAGACACGACAAUCCAGUUGGUGAGCCGUUCCAUGGCACUCACGUAAACGUGGACGAAGGAACCAAUUCCUUGCACUACGGCGGCGGGGUCGGCGCUGUCCUCGGCAAGUCUCCCGACGGGCGACACUCCUUGGGCGCCGCGACGUACGGCCAGCAGUCGGUCUUCGGCGGAGACAAGUUGUCGUUCACUCAUCCCAACCUCGGCGUUGGCGUCGGCUACAGGUACAACGGCGACAAAACUUCUGUCGCUCUCGGCGCCCACGCUCAGUCGUUCGGAGGAGGCGUCUCUGAAAAAGGAGCAUCCUUGAACCUGGAACACCGACUCAAUGACCGACACUCACUGUUCGGCGGCAUCUCUCGGAGCAACACCGAUUAUUCAGGAUUGUUUUCACGCACGGACACAGACGCCAAAUUGGGUUACCGCUACAACAUCAACGACAGAACUUCCCUCAGCCUCACCGGAACGCAUAGCAAUUCGGAUUUGGGGCCAUUCGGAAGUCGUUCUGGCCAGACUUUCAGGCUGGGCUUCGGUUCCAACUUCUGAGUUCUUGCUUCAAGAUCGAGGAGAAAUUUGCUUACUUGAGUUUCUUUUGCAAUGUAUUGGUGCAAUUUGGUCCUUCUGAGUCAAUAAAGAUGGUAAACAAA